AUGGUGCAGCAGUGCCGUCGAGAACGUCGCUUAAACAAACCUGGCCUGGGUGUGGCGGGCAUCCUGUUGAUUGCCAUUGGAUUAGUGGGAAAACUUUGCACCGCAAAUGGGGCCAGCACGGUCCACCGGCAACGGAACGCAGCGCUGGGCAAAUCGACGCCCGCACAGCUCUACUUUGAUGCCGUUGCACCGGAAGAUCGAGAAAACUUCAUCAAAUACCAUCUGGACAGGGCGCUGGAAGGACGUUUACCCCACCACACGAGCAGCAUACCGAGGGACUUUGAGUUCAUUACCUUUCAGGAUGCGCUCGAGCCGGAACAUUUUUCCACCAACCUGUUGGAUCAUUUUAUGAUCGCUUACGGUCUGUCGGAGGUGGACGUGUACGCGUUUGUGGCGCUGAAUGUGAUCUGCUUUCCCUCCGGUUGGUGUUUCAACCCGGACGAUGUCGGUAACGUUUGCUGCCCUUUCUGA
Messenger RNA from Anopheles maculipalpis, 471 nucleotides. RefSeq lists its product as uncharacterized. The coding region runs from base 1 to 471 and encodes 156 amino acids. The record is from RefSeq and is a predicted model, not a curated record. The transcript is spliced from 3 exons. Lineage: Eukaryota; Metazoa; Arthropoda; Insecta; Diptera; Culicidae.